ACAAAUAACUGACAAUGACAUCGCGACUCAUCUGUUGCAGCAACUUGGCCGUCUCCGUUAUUGUUCGUGUGGGGUGAGGCCGAUAAUUAUUCUGAUUGUCUGAACGCUGAUGACCAUCGAUCGGCGCGGGUGCCGUUGGAACGCAUUUCCGGUUUCGUCCUUGAGUCGUCGACAAGGCCGCACGGCCCACCGAGCCAUGGUCAGCAGGUGCGGGGCCAAAAGAGAUCACUGCUGACACCAUUUUUGACGUUUCCGCGAUGAGCAGCAGGGGACCGUCGUCUGCGUUUGAAUAAACCCCAGACAAUGGCACAUUUCGCAGCGCCCAAGGCCAUGGCCCAGUCGACCGAGCGCCAAUUCGAAGAGGAUCUCGAGAGGGCCAGAGCUCUCAGCCUCGAGAGUCUUGCUCUCGAGAAGUUCAGACAAGAGAAACUUGAGGCCGAGAGAAAGAAAAAACUGCUCGACCAGAGAACUACCAGGACGGAUGUGGCUCGCACAAUAGAGCCUCAGAAUGACCGGGAAAAACGCUUCGAGUUCAAAUCAAGGCCGCGUCCGGGCUCCUUCAACACGAAGGCACCCCGAGAGCCCAUCAUUGCACCACCCCCGGCCGCCUCUCGACGAAACAGCAGCGCAUCAUCCGCCUCCAGUGAUCUCAUCAACUUCAACAGUCCGUCACCAAUCGACAGAAAAUACGCCCUGGUCGACGAGUUCACCAUUGUGUCCCACUCGCAAACCAUAACCAGCCGAGUCAGCCUGGAGCAGUCGGUCAGUUUUCCGCAACUGCCGCCUCCAACGGUGCCUCCGAGGGGCGUUCACCUGCGUCGCACUUCUGAGGAGCGGUUUUCAAGACCGCUGGCAAUUUCAGACACACCAACCAACUUCAACUUUGACGUGUUGAAACUGCUGACAAAGCAGAACAACAACAACCUGAUCGACCUCAGCACCGGCACUUCCAUGCUGGCCUUGGCUGUUCCGAGCAGAAUCAGCGUUCUUGAGGCCUUUGACCCUUUGCUGAAGGACAUUGCGGAUGCGGCUGACGACGUUGCCAGCCAAUGCUCCAGCAUUUACGAUGUCUACGACCCUUUCGACUUCAUGAAUGCAUCCCACGUUGAGCCUGUCUACGCAACAGUUGUGAAGAAAAGUUCCCCAGUAAAGGAGGAUACAAAUGAAUCAAGUCCAAAAGCAGAGCCGCCUCCACUGCCUCCGAGAGAGUCGCCCACAAGAAAACCUGUAAUAAGACUAAGGAACCACAAGUCAAAACUGAACGAGCUUAUAGUGAUGGUGAAGAAAAAGGAUGCACUGUACGACCAGAAUUUACGAUCAUAUCAUGCAAUGGUCAAAAAGCUCAGAGGUGAAUUCAAGUAUGAUGACCCAUGCACCAAUGUGGGACUUGUGAUAAGCCCGACAAUCGAUAACUCGUACGCUCCUGGAACAAGCAUCAAACUAAUUGUCAGCAGUAACAAGGAUCGAGAGCCAAUGAACUUUACAUGCGAUGUGAACUCAACAAUCGAGCAUGUGAUUUUGCACAUUGUAUGUGAGUUGGACGGUGAUCUGAAGGGCAGCGUCAACGAGUAUGUGCUCAAGGUCAACGGUCUUGCUGAGUAUUUUACGUCAAACUCCACCCUGGCUGAUUACGAACACAUCCAUCAUUGCUUCAAGCUAGAGCAGGACGUCAGGUUGACCUUGAUCAGGCUGGAUGACGUCAACAGGCCUUUAGCCAGAACUCUGCAAGACGACAAUAACGACAUGACCUUGACUUUGGAGGAGCUCCUUCCUACAGAGCCUGUCAGGCCAAUAACCUAUGAUGCCCUUGUUAUAUUGCUGGAAACGCUAGAGAACGAGCUGGAAAAGUUGGAGAAAGCCUUGAACCUUUCAUCAACCAACACGCCAUCCCUGCAGUUCAAAGGCGUCUGGCAGUCCAUCAAGGCAAUUUGCGCUCUGAUGGGCAGAGUCGAGACUUUAAAGUUGACUGAGGCCCUUGACUCUCUCAGUUCAGCCUGCCUCCUUUUUUCACCCAGCGUCGAUCUGAAUGGCUACAAAUCAGUGUUGAAGCCUCAGAUCGAGCAAGACGACAGUGACUACUCCAUUGUGUCGAUGCGAAGGAAAGUGGAUUUGAGUCAGGCCAAGGACAGAGUACUCGCCAGCACCGAGAGAUUGAGGGACGCCGUGCAGAGUUUGAUUGAGUCUUACUGCGGCGCCUUCAGAGUUGCUUUUCUACUCAGACCUAAAUCGGAGGCGCCUAACUCGGUUCGCUCCAUUACUGAAUUCAGCAAUGAGUUUUGCAUUCAUAUCAGCGCCCUUCACCGUCUUGGCCUUAACUGGCAGCAUCUUGAUUAUCAAGUAUCAAUGCAAGUCUUUCACGGACCUCGACCCAUCUGCCAUGAACAUUUUUCUGAUCCCGUGGCCAUGACCAAUGGUCUCUACCCCAGAGUGAUAUUUGAUGUGCCCCUCAUUGCAGCCUCCCUGCCCAUCAACAUGCUACCACGAGAGAGCCGCGUUGUUCUCUGUCUUUACGGCAGAACUCUGAUGCCGCAAGAAAAGGACGACGAGGAGCCAAAGAUUGAGCUGUCCGAACUUGGGUGGACGGCAUUGCAGUUGUUUAGUUGCGAAGGCCAACUGGCACAAGGAAGUUUCCUUCUUUCCUUGUGGCCUGUGGAGGCAGGAAAGAGACUGGGACCGGCGCCGGCUGCUGGAACACAUCCACAGGGUGACACCCAUCCUGUGUUUGGAGUAGAACUUCCUGAUUGGGGCAGCCAAGUGCAAUUCCCCAUUAACAUCACAGACGAAGAUACCCCAAUUUUGGACUUUAACAGUUUAGACGAGGGAACACAGGAGCAGCUCCUUGUUAUUGCCGAACAGGAUACAUUUACUAAUCCCCCAGCACAGGAAAGAGAAAUCCUGUGGGAAAAACGCCAUUACCUUCACAAUCACCCCGAAGCCCUGCCUAAAGUCCUCUUGGCUGCCCGGAGCUGGGACUGCAACAGUCUGCCCGCGUUGCAUUCGAUGCUGCACAAGUGGACUCGAAUGGACCCCAUAAGUGCCUUGACCCUUCUCCUGCCUUGUUUCCCUGACACAGAGUUGCGUAGAGUUGCUCUCAGCUGGGUGCGUUACAUUGAGUGUGACCAGCUUGUUGAUUACCUGCCGCAACUAGUGCAAGCCUUGAAGCAUGAAACCUGGGAAGCUUCCCCUUUGGCUCAUUUUCUUUUGGAGCGGUCUCUCACUUCUCCGCGCAUCGCCCACCAUUUGUACUGGUUAUUGACUCAGAUUUUGCCUGGUGACAGUCCUCAGAAUUCAAUGGAGCCUUUGCCUUGCGACAAUGCUGCCGUUUGCCAGUACAGAUAUCACCGAAGACUGCAGUUGAUGCUAAGGUCCCUUUUGGCCAUAUCUGGAGAUGCCAUGCGGCAGAGAUUUUUCUCUCAGCAGCUUUUAGUCAAGGAAUUGGCGUCCGUUGCUGAAAAUGUUAAAGGCUGUAAGGACUCGCUGCGAAUUGGCGUUCUGAACCAAGGUUUAGAAGUGGCGCACCAAAUCAUCAAAGAAACGCCAACAUGUCUUCCUCUCAAGCCAAGCCUGGAAGUGGCUGGAAUCCACAUCCGCUCCUGUUCAUAUUAUCACUCAAACACCCUCCCUCUCAAACUCAACUUCCUCAGCACUGAGGAGAGUGGUGCCUUAAUCCCUGCCAUUUUCAAGGUUGGAGAUGACUUGCAACAGGAUAUGUUGACAAUCCAGAUGAUCCAGAUCAUGGACAAAUUGUGGCUUCGAGAGGGUCUCGAUUUGAAAAUGGUUACUUUUGGCUGUGUUCCAACAGGUCAUAAAAGAGGCAUAAUUGAAAUGGUUACUAAUUCUGAGACUCUGAGGAAAAUUCAAGUAGAACUUGGUCUGACUGGCUCAUUUAAAGACAGACCUAUAGCAGAAUGGCUUGCAAAGCACAAUCCAUCUGCCUUGGAGUAUGAGAUUGCUGUCAAAAACUUCACAGCAUCCUGUGCUGGCUAUUGCGUGGCAACUUAUGUGCUGGGAAUAUGUGACCGACACAAUGACAACAUCAUGCUGAAAACAUCUGGCCACAUGUUCCACAUAGACUUUGGCAAGUUCUUGGGAGAUGCGCAAAUGUUUGGAAACUUCAAGAGGGACCGGACUCCUUUUGUGUUGACAUCUGACAUGGCUUACGUUAUAAACGGAGGUGACAAACCAUCAGCCAAGUUCCAUCAUUUCGUCGAUUUGUGCUGCCAAGCAUUUAAUAUAGUCAGAAAUCACAGGAAUCUGCUACUCAACAUGUUCGGCUUGAUGGUUUCAUCUGGCAUUCCCGGCGUGACAAUGGAUGCUGUCAAGUACGUCCAGCGAGCCCUCCUCCCUGACCAUUCCAACGUAGAAGCUGCUGCCAUGUUUGCCCGCAUGAUUGAGAGCUCUCUGAAGUCGUGGUUCACCCAGUUCAACUUUUUCCUGCACAACCUCGCCCAGUUGCAGUUUUCUGGCAGCAGCACUGAAGGAGAGCUGCUCAGUUUCAUUCCAAAUGUUUAUACAUUGCAACAAGAAGGGAAAAUAACUGAGGCGUCAGUUCACGGCGUUCAAAAAAGGUACAAUCCUGAGAAAUGCUACCUUUACAUCACGAGGGUGAAAAGAGUCAACCAGACUGACCCAUCAUUUCUAUUCCGCUCCUAUCGGGAAUACUGCGAGCUGCACGAGAAGCUCUGUCUGCACUUCCCUCUGGCAAAGCUCCACAGUUUACCAACGGGCCUUCACGUUGGGCGAACGAACAUCAAGCAGGUGGCUGAAAAGCGGCGGAUGGAAAUUGAGCGUUUCCUGCAGAGCCUUUUCGUGAUGGCUGACGAGAUCGCCCACUCGGACCUCGUCUACACCUUUUUCCACCCCAUUCUGCGUGACCAGCAGGAGUCCAACAUCCACGCGAAGAAAGUGAAAGGUGUGCAACACGUAAAAACAAAAAGGAAACUUCUUCAUUUAUUUGUUGCAGAACCCAAGCAUGACAACGCAGGCCCAGCGGGUUGCAUAACCGGCCAGUUGAAACUCUCCGUGCAAUACAGGCGAGACGUUUUGCUUGUGAUGGUGCACCAUGCGCGGGCGCUGCCUCUGGUUGGCAAUCAGGAGCCGUCCACCUACGUCAAGGUCUACCUGACCCCCGACAAGCCCAAGGUCACCAAGAGAAAGACCAAGGUGGUAAAAAAGAGCUGUCACCCAUCGUUCAUGGAAAUGCUGGAGUACAGACUAGAUCUGAAUGUGGUUCACAGCAGGACUUUGGAGGCGACCAUUUGGAACCGGGACUCGUUGCAAGAGAACGAGUUUCUCGGAGGCGUCUGCAUCCCCCUGAGGAAUCUGGCCGUUUCCGGCGAGCCAACACCCGAGUGGUACACUCUUGGCAUUGUGCCUCGAAGUCACUAGUGAGUGGCAGCUACUCUUGCAUUUGUUCAUUAAGCUGAAUAAGUCAUUCAACAUACAUAUAUAUUAAUUCAAUUAUAUAUUAAUAAGUAUCGAUGUGAUAAUCCUGUCUAAAUCUGAGAAUUGCAAUCUGGUGUGUUGCCAACGCGCUUUUGUACGCACACAAACCUGAACUGUGGACCGCGAGUCCUUUCUUCUGAGCGAUUGAACUUUGUAAUUCGUUUUGCGUGCCUGCUGGCCAUCAAGUGCUGUAAAAAACUAUUUUCUAUUUUUUAAAUUUACUCAUCCUACCGGUUUUAGCUCUUAUUUUUUAAUAUAUUUAUUGCGUUGUUUACAAUGUGGUUCUUUUCCUUGUCAUUUUAACUCUGUUCAUAAAUCUUGUAUCAUAUUUAUUUGCACCAAGUAUCAUGUUUUGUCUGUUAAGUGCAUUCCAAGCGAGCUUUUCAACAUGACGCUCUCUUGACUGAAUAAAAUAUUUUUGGGCUACCGAUUAAAUAGAUUGUGCCGCUGUUGUAUGCUGUUAAAUCCAAUACAAUGUUAAAAAAAAACGUUCAUGUGCAGAGAGCAAACAAUAAAAAUAAAUAGACUUGACAUUUUGCACCAAGCAAUUGCAAUAUAUAUUUUAGUUUUUUCUUCCUCAAUUUUGACAUUGACGAUUGACACAGUCUUCUUGAAUUUAAAAUGGAUUACAUUUAUUGCUUUGAGGCCUGCGACCUAAUUUCUUAUCACC
Molecule: messenger RNA, 6115 nt
Organism: Neocloeon triangulifer
Lineage: Eukaryota; Metazoa; Arthropoda; Insecta; Ephemeroptera; Baetidae
Gene: Pi3K68D
Product: phosphatidylinositol 4-phosphate 3-kinase C2 domain-containing subunit beta
Exons: 21
Coding region: 304-5388 (1694 amino acids)
Biological process (GO): phosphatidylinositol-mediated signaling; cell migration; phosphatidylinositol 3-kinase/protein kinase B signal transduction
Cellular component (GO): cytoplasm; phosphatidylinositol 3-kinase complex; plasma membrane
Molecular function (GO): phosphatidylinositol binding; 1-phosphatidylinositol-4-phosphate 3-kinase activity; 1-phosphatidylinositol-3-kinase activity
Source: RefSeq, a predicted model, not a curated record